This is a messenger RNA of Ostertagia ostertagi, 1335 nucleotides long. NCBI's taxonomy places the organism in Eukaryota, Metazoa, Nematoda, Chromadorea, Rhabditida, Trichostrongylidae. The record is from the annotation of a GenBank genome assembly.
AUGGAAGAAGAUGACGAAUACAGUGCUAGAAAGAUAACGAACAUUGUCACGACUCCGCCCACCAAAGAGAAGAAGAAACUGAUAUUCAAAAAGCAAGAAAAUCUGCCGCCGUACGAUGUCGUGCCGUCGAUGCGGCCGGUUGUUCUUGUUGGCCCGAGCCUCAAAGGUUACGAAGUGACCGAUAUGAUGCAAAAAGCGGUGUUCGAUUAUCUGAAGCAUCGAUUUGAGGGCAGGAUCAUUAUCACUCGAGUGACGGCCGAUAUCUCUCUGGCGAAGCGGUCACUACUGAACAAUCCCAACAAGAGGGCGUUGAUGGAACGAGCAAAUUCACGAACCAGUAACAGCCUUGCCGAGAUCCAAACGGAAAUCGAGCGUAUCUUCGAAUUGGCUCGUUCAAUGCAGCUCGUCAUUCUCGACUGUGACACCAUCAAUCAUCCGAGCCAACUGGCCAAAACUAGUCUCGCACCGAUUCAUGUGUAUAUAAAAAUCAGUUCACCCAAGGUGUUGCAACGUCUCAUAAAAUCACGGAACAAAUCACAGUCGCGAAAUAUGAAUGUCCAAAUGGUAGCAGCCGAGAAACUAGCUCAAUGUCCACCGGAAUUGUUCGAUGUGCUCUUGGAUGAGAAUCAAUUGGAAGACGCAUGUGAGCAUCUUGCCGAUUUUCUGGAAGCUUAUUGGCGAGCCACACAUCCACCAGUACGAAGUCCGCCGAGAAUAAAACGAAAUCCGAUGGAAAACCGGGGUCCCACGCAGAUUUUCACUGCUGCUCAGAUGAUGCAGGGAACGGGAAUGGGAGGUGGAGGAAUGAUGGGCAGUAGUGGUGGUGGAUCGAUGGGACUUCAGAAACAGCCCUCAGCAACACAACUCGGACCUCCGAUGGGUGCACCUGCCCCUGCACCGUAUCUGACCCCACCUGCUCAAACAAUGCCUGGAAGGCAACAACCGGUUCCAUCGAUCAAUAUUCAGAAACAGCCCUCAGCAACACAACUCGGACCUCCGAUGGGUGCACCUGCUCCUGCACCGUAUCUGACCCCACCUGCUCAAACAAUGCCUGGAAGGCAACAACCGGUUCCGUCGAUCAAUAUUCAGUCUGGUCCCAUGCCAAUGUAUCAGUCGUCGCCAGCUGGAGGCAGUUCACCAAUGAUGCCACCGGUAGGAAUGGCGCAACGAACUAUGCCACCUGGGCCUCCUGGAAUGAUGGCUCAACGAGGAGGACCGGUGCCAGGUGGACCGGGCCGAAUGGGUCCACCUGCCAUGGAGCGACACGGGUUCGAUGAAUACGAUGAUCUAGACAUGGCCCACGGCUAUGACCAUCGUGGUUCAUAUCGAUAUUAG